UGUUGAGCUACAAACAUCCAGUACAAGUUUUUAAAUUUGGCGGCUGCAUCGUCGUUAGCAACACCGCCCACAACCGCAACCCCGGAAGAAAAUUCUAAACAGUUUGCGAUCAUAUGGAGCAGACAGAGAGGUUAGCCAAGUUGCUUUUGACCAACGUGGCGCUCUUGAACGUCUCCCUAAACAGCAUGGCGCCGCACUGAUAGCGAGCCUCACCCGGAUAACCACUGCUGGCGUCUAAAGUUCAUUUUAGGUGACAACAUAGGCAGCAGUCACUUGAUGUUUACCUGGGAAGAAACACAAACCAGCUCAGGGGAAUCCAGGUUGCUGGACUCUCCUGACUGAUGGGUGUGAACAAAGAGCGCUUGUCUGACUGUGGAGCUCACAAUCUUCUCCAGCUGCAGCCAGGAGACGAUCACAAUGGACCCGUCCGACCAGAAGCACUUCACGGUUGUAGACUAUGUGAUAUUUGCCGUCUUACUCGCCGCCUCCAUGGCCAUCGGACUCUACUACGCUCUGUCUGGAGGCCGUCAGCGAACCACGCAGGAGUUCCUGAUGGCAGACAGGAGCAUGGGGUGCCUUCCAGUUUCCCUGUCGCUCAUCGCCUCCUUCCAGUCGGCCGUGGCGAUCAUCGGCGUCCCAGCAGAGAUCUACACUCACGGUACUCAGUACUGGUUCAUCGGGUGCGCCUACAUUCUGGGCCUCAUCAUUCCAGCUCAUGUUUUCAUUCCAGUGUUGUACAGACUUCGCAUCUCCAGCGCUUAUCAGUACCUUGAGCUGCGCUUCAACAAAACAGUGCGCAUCUGUGGAACUUUGACCUUCAUCUUUCAAAUGGUUAUUUAUAUGGGAGUCUGUGUGUAUACUCCAGCUUUUGCACUAAACGCAGUAACUGGAUUUGAAUUGUGGGGAACAGUGCUGGCCACUGGACUAGUGUGCACAUUGUACACAACACUGGGUGGUUUGAAGGCUGUCAUCUGGACAGACGUCUUUCAGACGGUGGUGAUGUUUGCAGGGCAGCUGGCUGUCAUUGUGGUGGGAGUUCUGAGGACGGGAGGAGUGUCUGAAGUGUGGAGGAAAGUCUGGGAGGGAAACCGCAUUGCUGGUCUCGACCUGAACCCAGAUCCUACAGAGAGACACACCUUCUGGACUCUGGGCGUUGGAGGGAUCUUCCUCAUGUUGUCCCUGUAUGGAGUGAACCAGGCUCAGGUCCAAAGAUACCUCAGCUCACGUACAGAGAAAGAAGCUGUCAGGUCCUGCUACAUGGUGUUUCCCUCCCUGCAGCUCGCUCUGGCUCUCAGCUGUGUGAUGGGUCUGGUCAUGUUUGCACGAUACUGUGGAGAAGAUCACUCAGACAAGCUGGGAAGCUCCUCCAGGGAUGCAAUGGUGGUAUACUUUGUGAUGGACAUGCUGCAGGGUCUGCCCGGCCUGCCUGGACUGUUCGUUGCCUGUUUAUUCAGUGCAGCGCUCAGCACUAUCUCCUCUGCCUUCAACUCUUUGGCUACUGUGACGAUGGAGGAUCUCAUCAAACCACAUUUUCCCGCCAUGACAGAAGCCAGAGCAACUCUGCUGUCCAAAGCUUUAGCCAUGUCCUAUGGACUGCUGUGUCUGGCCAUGGCCUAUCUCACUCACCUCAUGGGGGAUUCAGUUUUACAGGUGGCUUUGAAAAUCUUUGGGAUGGUUGGUGGUCCUAUUCUCGGCCUGUUUUGCCUCGGGAUGUUCUUCCCCUGGGCCAACGCCAUCGGAGCGGUGGCUGGUCUGGGUGCAGGUCUGACUGUAUCUUUCUGGAUCGGCGUCGGCAGCAUCGUCACUCGUACCUCCGGCAUGAAACCGCUGCCGCCUGACUGCCGAGUCGCUCUGCUGUCAAACGACACGACUGCCGCCAUUCAGACGGCUCUCAGCAACGUCACGCUGAGCCGACCCUCCGGCCUGAAGAGGUUUUAUUCGCUGUCCUACAUGUGGUACAGCGGGUUCAACUGCUUCACAGUCAUUCUGAUUGGCCUCAUCAUUAGCUUUAUCACAGGCCCAAUGAAAGAAGAAGAUGUGACACCAGGAACAAUCUAUCCCUUGUUGGGGAAGCUGCUUUGUUUUCUACCUGAACACCUCAAAAAGAAGCUCUGCUGUGUGACUCCUCUGGGACAGACGCUCGCACCUCCACAAAGGUCGUCUCCUCCACAACACAAAGAAAGUAACGGACUGGUCGGAGCGUCACAAGAAGAGAUGGAGAGUUUUCUUCCUGAAGCUCCUUUUGUCGAGUAUGAAACAGCCGUUUGACGUCUUUCACGUGAGGCUGGAAAUCGUCUCCACACAAAGCGCACUCACUUAAAAUAUACGUGUUUUUUUUUACUUUGGUGCCUUUGUUUUGUGACGCACCAAAAGGUCAAUGGUCAUGUUUUUUUUUGCUUUUCAUGUCAUCAAGAAAGGACUUGCAGCUGAGUCUGUUUAUCACAGAGAGACACGACUGAUCGUGUUAUUUGUCGCUGACAUUCAGUUGGUGACUUGCUUCAUUUUUCAUUACACGUGACAUCACUGCACUAUUCUGCUAUAUGACAAUAACUAGAUGUCCAGUGAGCUUCUUAUGUUGCAGAAAGCUGCAACAGAAUCCGUCUUUUCAGAUUUCAAGCUCUGCACUUGUUGUUGAUCCACAGUUUAUCAGAAAAUCAGCGUCCUGUUAGGAUCUACUGGGAGCUGAAUGUGUGUUUUAGCUGUUGAGAUCUUCACCUAAUCAGCUGCCAGGUAUUCUUUUGAUAAGGUCUUCCCUUUUUCCAAACGGUUUACAGCCACGACUUCUCAGAGUAAGAGUCUUGCAUGUCAGGUUAAUAAGCUUUACAGCCAGAAGACAUGUUUUCUAUCCUUAGUUUCUGUAUACUUGACUAUUGUUAGCACUACUGCAGCUUUGCCAGGAGUCCUGUGACGUGACAGCGCCUUACAGUUUAAGAAUGUAUUAGUGAAUUUUGAUUGUAAAAACCUUUUUCUAAAGGGGAUUAAAUAUUUUGUAGUUAAA
Amphiprion ocellaris (clown anemonefish) is the source of this 2998-nucleotide messenger RNA. RefSeq names its product solute carrier family 5 member 6 (gene slc5a6b). Gene Ontology annotation, biological process: pantothenate transmembrane transport; biotin transport; sodium ion transport. NCBI's taxonomy places the organism in Eukaryota, Metazoa, Chordata, Actinopteri, Pomacentridae. The record is from RefSeq and is a predicted model, not a curated record. The coding region runs from base 418 to 2268 and encodes 616 amino acids. Gene Ontology annotation, cellular component: membrane. Gene Ontology annotation, molecular function: sodium-dependent multivitamin transmembrane transporter activity. The transcript is spliced from 18 exons.